Molecule: messenger RNA, 969 nt
Organism: Akanthomyces muscarius
Lineage: Eukaryota; Fungi; Ascomycota; Sordariomycetes; Hypocreales; Cordycipitaceae
Exons: 2
Coding region: 1-969 (322 amino acids)
Source: RefSeq, a predicted model, not a curated record
AUGCCCUCUGCACUGGCCAAGAUUCGACACUCGUGGUCAAGAACAAAAACGCCGUCGACGACAGCGACGACGAAGGAGCCUCGCGAUUCCUCCGACUCGUCAACCACCGCACCAGCGCCCGCCGCCAGCACUACCACACAGACCGUGUCGGCCCCCACUACGAUGGCACAAGCCAAAUGCCAACAGGCUCAUGAGCAGGCCACUCAGGACUACAAGCCGCUAUUGGGCCGCGUCUUUGGCAUCACUGGUGGUGCCAGCGGAAUCGGUUUCGCCACGGCCAAGAUUCUCUCUCAGCGCGGCGCCACAGUGUGCGUCGCGGACGUCGAUCCAAAUGCGAUGAAAGAUGCGUCUGCGUAUUUCGCCGACCAGGGGAUCGAAUGUGACGUUGAGCGCGUUGAUGUAUCGAAGCGUGCGCAAGUCGACGCCUGGGUUGCGGGCGUUGUGGCUAAACAUGGGCGGCUAGACGGCGCGGCCAACGUCGCGGGUGUCAUUGGCAAGUGUCAUGGUAUCGCGACGGUGUCGCAGCUCGAGGAUGAGGACUGGGACAAGAUUAUCGGGGUCAACUUGACAGGGACCAUGUACUGCAUGCGUGCGCAGCUGCGAAAUAUCGCGCAUGGAGGAUCUAUUGUGAAUGUGUCGUCUAUUCACGGACUCAAAGGCUUCGCGAAACAUGCAGCUUACGACGCUAGCAAGCACGGCAUCGUGGGCCUUACGAAGGCCGCGGCGCUGGAAAAUGGCGACCGCGAGAUCCGCGUCAACAGUGUCGCCCCAGGCGCCAUAUACACGCCGCUGAUGCAGAAGAAUUGGGACUUUAACCAAAGACGCCCCGACGCGCCGUUUGACGAGCCCACGGCGUUUCAGCGCCAAGGUACAGCAGAGGAAACGGCGAAUGUGAUUUGCUUCCUACUCGGGCCCGAGAGCACGUUUGUUAGCGGUAGUGUGUACCAGGUGGACGGCGCAUGGAUCUAA